This is a messenger RNA of Trichoplusia ni (cabbage looper), 3040 nucleotides long. It is a transcript of the gene bur, whose product is annotated as GMP synthase [glutamine-hydrolyzing]. Gene Ontology annotation, cellular component: cytosol. Gene Ontology annotation, molecular function: GMP synthase (glutamine-hydrolyzing) activity; GMP synthase activity; ATP binding. Lineage: Eukaryota; Metazoa; Arthropoda; Insecta; Lepidoptera; Noctuidae. Bases 190 to 2304 code for a protein of 704 amino acids. The transcript has 16 exons. The record is from RefSeq and is a predicted model, not a curated record. Gene Ontology annotation, biological process: GMP biosynthetic process.
ACGUAGAGUCAUAUGAAAACACAAGAGUUUUUGUGCAAGGAGGUUUUAAUAUCAAGAGAAUUUACUCUUAGUAUGAUAUUUAUUGUUAAUAGUGAAACUAUAAAUAAGUUCUUUUGUUUAAAUUCGCUUUAAAAUCAUGUGCUGUGACAAUGAAGUUAGCAAAAAUAUCUGUGGACAUUUUGCACUGUAAUGUUUGGAUUUAGGAACUUUUUUUUAAAGUGCUGCUGGCGAGUUGGCGAGAUGCACACAGCCUCUGCAGAUGGACAGUUCCGGAGUACCAACGGGUCUACACAUGGACGUGACAAGGUCGCCAUAUUAGACGCUGGAUCUCAAUAUGGGAAGGUAAUAGACCGGCGCAUCCGCGAGCUAUGCGUGGAGUCGGACAUCUUGCCUCUGGACACGCCGGCCUACCACCUCAAGGAGUCGGGCUACCGCGCCAUCGUCAUUUCCGGCGGACCCAACUCCGUGUACGCUGAGGACGCGCCGCGAUACGACUCGGAUAUAUUCAAGAUCGGACUGCCUGUAUUAGGAAUAUGCUACGGUAUGCAGAUGUUGAACAAGGAGUUCGGUGGGUCGGUGCUCCGGAAGGAGGCGCGCGAGGACGGCCAGUACGAGGUCGAGGUGGAAACCACAUGCCCACUGUUCAACCGCCUAGAAAAGCUGCAGCCAGUACUCCUGACUCACGGCGACAGCGUGCAGAAGGUGGGCGAGAGGUUCCGCAUCGGCGCGCAGUCCUCCAACCACCUGAUCGCCGCCAUAUACAACGAGCAGAUGCGGCUCUACGGCGUACAGUUCCACCCAGAGGUGGAUCUAACCCCAAAAGGCAAGCAGAUGCUGUCCAACUUCCUGUUCGACAUCGCGGGACUGUCGCGCACCUUCACGUUGCGCUCACGCCGCGAAGCCUGCAUACACUACAUCAGAGAGACUGUUGGUGACAACAAAGUACUUGUGUUAGUUAGCGGUGGUGUCGAUUCAACUGUAUGCGCGGCGCUACUCAGACACGCUCUCCGCGAAGACCAAGUCAUCGCCUUACACAUUGACAAUGGUUUCAUGCGUAAAAACGAGAGCGCCAAAGUUGAGCGGUGUUUGAGGGAGCUCGGUGUUCGUCUUCAUGUUGUCAAUGCAGGGCAUCAGUUCCGGCAGGGCAGCACAGUGGUCCGCGAGGCGGGCGGGCGCGCGCGCCACACGCCGCUGCUGUGCCACGCCAGCGCGCCCGAGGACAAGCGCAAGAUCAUCGGCGACGUGUUCAUCCGCGUGGCCGAGCAGGCCGUGCGGGACCUCAGCCUCGAAGAGGACCAGGUCCUACUGGGCCAGGGCACGCUGCGGCCCGACCUGAUCGAGUCGGCGUCGUCGAUGUGUUCCAACAACGCGGCCACCAUCAAGACGCACCACAACGACACCGAGCUCGUGCGGCUGCUGCGCCAGCGGGGCCGCGUCGUCGAGCCGCUCAGGGACUUCCACAAGGAUGAGGUGCGAGCGUUAGGCAUGGAGCUAGGUCUGCCGGCCGCGCUGGUGGAGAGGCAGCCGUUCCCGGGGCCCGGACUGGCCGUCAGGGUACUUUGCCAGGAGGAAGCCUACUGCGAGAGGGACUUCGCCGAGACACAGGUCAUAGUGAAAAUAAUGGUUGAGUACGCGUCGAUGUGCGUGAAGUCUCACGCGCUGCUGGGCCGCGUGGCCAACGCCAGCACUCCGGCGGAGCAGGCCGAGCUCAAGCGCAUCUCGUCCAAGUCGCCCGUCGCCGCCACGCUGCUGCCGCUGCGCACUGUCGGCGUGCAAGGUGACGGCAGGACGUAUAGUUACGCAGUUGCAUUAUCGACGGAGAGGUAUCCACCGGACUGGAAAGACAUGCACUACCUCGCCAAACUUAUACCGCGAGUAUGCCACAAUGUUAACAGGGUUUGCUACGCUUUCGGAGGUAUAAUUAAGGAGCAAGUAACAGACAUCACACCGACUUUCCUCACACAACAAGUCAUCUCUACAUUACGUCAGGCCGAUGAUCUCGCUACACAGGUGCUAGUGUCGAGCGGCUGCGCGGGCCGCAUCGCGCAGAUGCCGGUGGUCUUGAUCCCGAUCCACUUCGACCGCGACGCGGCGGUGCGCGCGGCGUCCUGCCAGCGCUCGCUGGUGCUGCGCCCCUUCAUCACGUCCGACUUCAUGACGGGCGUGGCCGCGCUGCCCGGCUCCGACGCCAUGCCGCAAGACGUCGUAGACAGAAUGCGCAAGGAGCUGAUGACGGUGCCGGGCAUAUCGCGCGUGUUGUACGACCUGACCCCGAAGCCGCCGGCCACCACCGAGUGGGAAUGAUCGCCGCGCCCCACACUCUUUUAUAUAUUUUUUUACUGAACGAACGCACCCACGGGCAGUGGUCGCGACCUUAUUGUUUUAUUUGAUGGAAGACAUCACCACGCAACAUAGUGAAGGCAACUACGAACUCGAUUUAUAAACACUAUUGUUAUAGUUAAUGGCUUACUGGUAGACAAACUUGUACUAUCAUUAAUCAAGUGCCUAAAUAGUGCAACAUCGAUCUCGUGAACACGCAUUUCUGCAACUCCGUGCUCGUAAAGUUUCUCUCACAAAAUGCCUCUCCACGAGAUCGGUGUUGUACGACUAAUCUUAAUUUUUAACUUUUUGAACUAUAGUUGCUAAUGAGUGCACGCUCAAUAUGACUAGCGGUUUUAUAUACGGAUUUUCGGUUGAACUAAACGUUGAUUUUGUUUUGUUAUUAGUGUUUUAACUGUAUCGAGGUUUAAUUUAUCAUUUGUAAGUUUCAACGGUUGCGCCACUGCCCGUCAUAAAGAAGAUUUUGUAAAUACAUUGGUGUCACAUGUUAUAUUGUUAGCUCCACUGAUCAGUUUUGUAACAUGUAGUAAUUUAUUGUCAAAGGCUGUGUAAAAAUUUAUAAAAAAGCCCAAUAUUCCGCGCGACAAGAUUGUUAUAAAUGGAUCUUGUAUGAAAUCGAAGACACAUUGUGUUUUAUGGAAUGGUUCAGUGUUAUUGACUGGAAGUUUCAUAAUAAAAAUUAUAUUAUGCUUUAUUUUCA